This is a messenger RNA of Pocillopora meandrina, 8591 nucleotides long. The record is from the annotation of a GenBank genome assembly. Lineage: Eukaryota; Metazoa; Cnidaria; Anthozoa; Scleractinia; Pocilloporidae.
AUUUCCUUUUUUCUUAGAUGCUUUGUGGAUUGCGGCGCAAUAGUGUCUGCAUCAAACAAGCUCCGGGUGACAUCAAAGUGUCUUAACUCUCCUUGUAAUGGAUCCACUUAUGAAUGGCGCUUGUCCAAAUUAAAUGGUUCAAAAUGGGUAAACAUAUCUAUUUUACCCAAUAUGACUUCCACUGCUGUAAAUGCUAGUAAUAUGAUCAUCAGGAAGAAUUCAUUGCAAUCCAAAUCAAAAUACAAUCUAACAUUAUUCGUAAAAUCUUUGGAGGGGACAUACGGGUUUUCUAUGUUCCUCUUCGAAACUGCAGGGGAGCCGCAUAGUGGUUACUGCACGCCGUCAGUCUCUGAAGGCGUUUCACUGGAGACUGAGUUUACUUUCAAGUGCUUCGAUUGGCAGGAUGUGAGCUUACCCCUCACCUAUGAGUUUACCCUUGGAGAGGAGCCUAUAUCUUAUGGCACAUCACCCUCGUCUGUAUCGACAGUGUUACCGACUGGAUUACCGGACAAAGAUUUUCUGCUAGAAGUCUCUAUUGUUAUCAAAAAUGCCGUUGGGGUAGCUGUUGAACAGAAAUUAUUUAUCAAGGUGCAGUGAUUGAUAUUACAUGGCAAAAAGGAUUCGGAACUAAACCAAAGAUUUUCAUGUUUUAAAAUUUUGAUCUACAUAAACAGUAUGUUCUAGGUUUUUUCUGUACCUACUUACCCCUGGAGUUUUUCCAGAAAAAACUUCCAGGAUCCUCCAAUAUCACGGCAUUGUUGCUAGGAUCCAUUUAAAAUCUGUAAUAUUGACUACAACGCCAAAGAACUCUUACCCCCGGACACAAAUUUUCGAUUUUCCUCACAAAAGACUACUAUAAAACUUUUCAUCUAUAGGUAAGGCCAUCAUCAAGCCUUGAUCCAUGUGUUUCGUCACCCGUGCAAGUUGCAAACAAGUUAAAAAGUUUGGUAGUCAUGGAGGGUAAUAAGCUUGAUGGAUUUCUCAACAAAGGUGAACUUAGCCAAGCUGUUCAACUUGGUAUAUCUGUCAUAAAGUCUACGAAUGAAAAAAGCGAAUGUGGAAAAGAACUGGACCCUAAAGACAAAGCUUUGGUACGUGGAAAAGAACUGCUUAAUUGUAAUAAGAAAGACUUAAACAUUUUUUCAGUAGCUUCUUUUUCAUUAUCUUUAUUACUACACAAUUUUGUUGCGAUUUCUAUCUAUCUUGAGUGGUAGGUGAGCGUUGAAGAUGUUUGACACGCUUCUUUUUGGUUGUAGAUCUUCAGCACAUUAAUUACGAAGUUUACAGCCAUAACACCAGAGAAUCUUGAAAUGUCUCGCCUGGUUAUGUCAGUGGUGAGCUUAGCUAUGGGAGCUGAGGUUGACGUCAACGAUAACAGCAACAAUGACAACCUGGUGCGCCCUAUAAAUAUAUUGAAUUUUCCCUCUUUCUCUAGACUUUUUGAUGCAAACAUUUCCGAUAAAUCAAUUUUGGCUUGUGCAUGGUAAAGGAAAACGAACUGAUCUCUGUUGCAAGUCCAUUAAAUUGAUAUUGAAUGAAUCAGAAGGUUACCGCUUUCAAAUUUCCAGCAAUGACGGAGUUUCAGCUAGUGCCUCCCUAAAAAUAGAUCAACUCGACUACUAACUGAGAAAUGCUCAGUGCGUUCGAGCAAAUGAGCCUCUGACUUGCCCCUAAAGGAUUCUGAUCACAAAUAAAUAAGGAAUCUUGACCUGAAGAUACUAACGAGAAAAUUAACGAAGUCAAACUUACAAGUAAACCUAGUUAAAGAACUUGCGUUUGACUUACGUUAGAAUCUCAGGAAAUGUCUUUAGGUUUUUUUUUUGUUGUUUUUUUUUCUUUCCGAAAACAUUGCUAUUUAUAUUCCGAAGAGCAGGAUGAUUCGUUGAUAUGUUUUUGUUUUUUUUUUUUAAUUUAAUUUUUUUUUUUUUAUCAGGAGUUGACAAUGCAAUUGACCGAGAGUACUUCAAGUAUGAUGAUCUCUACACUUAACGAUCCAGAGGAGCCUUUUACACCGGCGUUGGAACUAACAGCUACAAGCGUCACGGGCUGUCUUUCAAAUGUUCUGGAGUCUGCCGCAGGCUCGAGUCAAGACAGAGCAGAUUCGGCAGCUACCAAGCCAUCUCAAGAGGUACGGUUUGCAAACGCAGCUUCCGCAAUAAAAAAUGAAUUCUCCCCCCCGUGAUGACUCGUUUUAUUGGGCUAUGAGGGAAAAAUAAGAGUCUAAGGAGAUCUAACAGUCAUUUUUCAAACACGAUAUGGCUUACAAUCUCUCUCUCUCUCCUUCCAGUUUGUAAAAAAGGCCUCCGAAAAACUGAGCUCCAUGAGUGAUGCAUUUUUUGGCCGUUUGGUACCAUCAGAAGAUCUGGUCCUAAAAACUCCGCACUUAGUAAUAUCUCUGAAAAAGGUCACAGCCAAUGAUGCAAAAGGACUCAGCAUGGGAGAUGGACCAAGUAAAUUCAAGCUCCCUAGCAGCCUUGGAAAUAUAGGUGGUGGAGAGAUAAAUGCAAAGGUAUGAUGGCAUCCUUAUCUUAAUUUUCAUCUUUUAACGAAUAUGAGAAAUGACAAAGGUCAUUAGUAAUCGCUGAUAAUGACGUUAGGUUGUCCUUUAAGACAUUCAACUGCACGUACUUUAUUCGCGUGAUAAAAUAUUAAAGCAAUCUGCACUGAUCUUCUCUGAAUUCAGAAGACAUAAUUUCGUCAAUUCAAUUGAGCGAAAAAUGAAUCCAGUAAUACUGUGGUUUCAUUUGACAUACUUUCAAGCAACCUAACCUAUUGUAUAGCUUAUCAUCGUGUAAUCUAAAUGUUUGAAUGUAUAGAGUCCUAGUAAUAGCAGCCGACGUCUCAACAACCAUAGCUGAAGUCAUCACAAGAGUCAGUUGCCAGAGUUGGAGAGUCAGACUUUAAUAGACUUUGUCGUAUUUCAGAUGCAAGCUGUUGAUUUUAAUCCUUUUACAUGGGACAACAGCAGCAAGAAAAUCAAAUCAAGCGUCACGAGUCUCGAGCUUAAAAGUAACAGUGCAGAAAAGCUAAAUGUGUCAAAUCUUGAUAAUGACAUCGAGAUCGUCAUUCCGAUUUCUAAUCCACCAAAGAACUCCAGCAACACAACACAACAUUAUUUCCUCAAGCCUGACCGCAUAUCAUUCCGAAGUUAUUACGCAGACCUGGCCGACGUCCCUGUCUCUUUAAGCUUGAAUUUGGCCAUAACAGGAGUGCAAAUUGAAAUGCGGAUUAAAUUUGGACAACGACCAACGAUGAUGGACUUCGACCACAACUUUACUUUCGCGUUUAAGUCUAAAUGUGACAACCAAACAGUUUUUCAUACAACCUGCUUUACCAAAGGUGGGUCUGUUAAAGUGACGCCUUCUAGGCCGGGUUUUCUCUACGUGGGCUUGUUGUUCAAAGGCUCUAAGAAAGAUAGUCAACAUUCUAUGCAAAAAAGAUCAUGUUUCGAUCAUCGUCGCGAAAGACGGUCAUGUGUCGGCGUUAAAGAUCCACCACCGAAAGGAGUCCUUAAAACUAUGGUUCCUCAAUAUGAUCCAAAUACAGACAUUAACUACACUUUAACCAUCAGCCAGUCAAGCUGUUUGUAUUGGUCAGAGGAAACAGAAAAGUGGACUGCGGAAGAUUGCAGGGUAAAGUAAAUAAAGCAAAAUUUUUUAACUCCUGAUAAACCUAUACAUUAGGUUGGUGAAGUCCUUCGUGUCUCAUUUUUGUCCACAACGAGGAAACCUAUUAGCUCUGUAUUGAACGUAUAUCAACUGAAAACAAGUUUUGGAUUCCAAAAUUUCGGGAUUUUGUGGUCGAGGAGACGAUACUCCUCGAAAGAUGCGGCUUUUAGAGCUUAUGCCAAAACUUAACCAUAUCCGAUAUCAGUUCCUUUUCUUGCGGACUGAGUUUAGGUUAGUAACUUAGAGGGAAAUCAAUUUACAAAACUAUUUUCGUUGAAUUUCGAUAAUAUCUUUGAGGACAUUUAUAUUCACAGGUCAGCCAAGAUUCAAACACCACGCAUCUGGUAUGCCUGUGCAAUCAUUUGACAUCUUUUGGUGGAAACUUCAUCCAAGCACCGAAUCCAAUUGACUUCGACAAAGUUUUUACUGAGUUUUUAAACCUUGCUGAAAGUGGCAAUAUCUCAGUACUUGUGACAAUUGCUUGUUGUUUCCUUCUGUACUUCGUCGUAUUGAUCUUUGCAAGAAGAGCCGAUAAGGGAGAUGAAGACAAAGUAUGGUCAUAGAUGCAAGUACAUCUAAUUCAAUACUUUUAUUCCUACAUAGAUUGAUUUUUUUCUUUUUUAAGCUACUAUUGAAAUGUAAAUAAAACGUGCUACGUUCUUACCGGUAGAUGUCAACCCUCAGGUGAGUAUUUCGGAUUAUUUUUAACACCAGAAUGUAUCCUUCUUUUCAGAUUUGCCCUCCUAAAUUGAUAUCAGUUGUUGAGGGAGGAACAUAUUACUACGAUGUGGUUAUAAGCACUGGUGUUUGGAAACAUUCAGCAACAACAGCUAACAUAACCAUCAGUAUCAAGGGCGACUAUGACGAGCAGAGUCAAAUUCCUUUGCGAGAGAAAGGGGACACAAGCCAGUUUUUCGGACGAGGGAGUAUCAAUGGCUUUGUUCUGGUGAUGGCUGAAACCAUUGGCACAUUAAAAGAAAUUACUUUGGAACACGAUAAUCUGGGUGAUAACCCGUCUUGGUUUGUGGAGACUGUGGUCAUCAAAGACCGGCAGACGGAAGAAAGGUGGGUGUUUCCCAUAAAUAGAUGGCUUGCGUUGGAGAGAGACGACGGUCAAAUAGAGGUUACCGUGGACAGCACGACUUACUCUGCCUUCUCGGCUCAGGUUCGUUCGCGCUUUGCUCGAAAAAUUGCCGACAGUCACCUGUGGAUGUCAGUGUUUGGAAAAGCAUGUAGCAGCACCUUCACACGUGUGCAAAGAGCUUCAUGUUGUCUUUCAGUUCUGUUUAGUGCAAUGAUAGCUAAUGCCAUGUUCUAUAACAUUGGUGGUGAAUCCGAUGGUGCUAUACAGGUUGGGCCUUUUAAGUUUUCUUGGAGACAGAUUGUCAUCGGAGUACAAAGUGGUAUUAUCAUUGCACCUAUAAACAUAAUAAUUGCCUUCCUGUUUAAGUCUAGCAGACCGAGGAAGAAAAGGAGUGAAAAAUACCAAGUUACAGGCGAGGCCCAACGACUUUUGGAUGAAAUAACGAACACCGGUUGUAUGCUUCCUCAUUUCUUUGUCUAUGUGGGCUGGUUUCUCUGCUUCUGUACGACUAUGGCAGCAGCAACAUUUACGCUGUUUUACAGUCUAAUGUGGGGAAAGGAAACCUCUGAGCAGUGGCUUGCUUCCAUCUUGAUUUCCAAUGGACAAGAUAUUUUCGUUAUGCAGCCUACGAAAGUUAUGAUUGCAGUCAUCGCUAUUUCCUUUCUCCUGAUCAGAAAGAAUAAAGACCAACGUGAAGAAGAAAAAGAGGAAAUUGCAAUCGAUCCACUUGCAAUUGAAAUAGACUUUGUAAGUGAUGAUCCCAAACAGCGAUUUAAGAAAUAUCAGCGGGAAAAGAUGAGGGAGAGAUCAAAAAGAGAAGCUCAGUUAACAAGCAUGACAAGAGACAUUAUCCUUCAUCUGAUGUUUAUGUUUCUUCUGGCUAUCGUUUCUUAUGGAAACAAGAAUGGAAAUCGUUUCCUGAUGACAACUGAGAUUAGAAAUCGGUUCACUAAAUUCAAUGUGGUAAGAUUAUCGUUUUGGCCAAAACAUACUUUCUAGUUUAAAGAUAGAAGGCAUUUUUUGUUUUUAUUGCCCUUUUGCAAGAGAAUCCUAAAACCGUUAAAGAAUUGAAAUGACCUUUAAAAGAAAAAUUAGAACUAAGGUUAACCCUCUAACUGCCAGAUCACAUUUUCAAUUCUCCUUACUGUCAACCAUACUAUUUUUAUAAUAUUAGUGCAGAGAGUUUGGUACUAGAUCAACUUAGUAUCCCCAAAUUUAUGUUUUUCUUUAUUCUCAUCACUUAUCUGGCUGAUAUUGCAUUGAUAUUGUAAGGAGAAAUUCUGUGUUGGUCACUCAUGGGAGUUAAAGAGUUAAAGCAUUGAUCCCUGUAGGUGAGCUGCAAUUAGAGAAAGAUGCCUCUAAAUGCUAAGGCUUCGACAGGACGCCAAUCUGUGCCUUCCACAUCCCAACUGAUCUACGAAGCCAUAUGUUGGAAAAAGGCUAAUUAUUAUAGUUAGUUUUUUACUCUCGGCAAGGAAUCUGAACACUUUUGAUUUAAAAUUACAUUUCAAUUAAAAAAACCAAGUAUUUCAAUCAAAUGCAAGAACAAAUAAAAGGAACUGCCUUUUGUUUUGUUAAACGAUUGUGUUUAUUUGUUAUUUUGAUAAAUACAUCAACCUCAUCAGAUAACAAUGUCAACAGCUCAAAUGCAAGAACGAAUAUUAGGAUCUGCCUUUUGUUUUGUUAAACGAUUGUGUUUUUUUUUAUUUUGAUAAAUAUAUCAACCUCAUCAGAUAACAAUGUCAACAGCUCUCAGAGUCAUGUUUUUCAUUUUAGGUAUAUGAUGCACAAAGAUUUGAGGCAUGGUUAAGGAACGAAUUUCUGUCAAACAUUUAUAAUCAGGUGUGGUAUAACGGACUUGAAGAGAAAAACGAAGUGUACAUCGAAAACAAAAUGUCCAUACUAGUAGGAAUGCCCUGGUUGCGACAGCUCAGAAUUAAAAAAGGUAUACUCAAUUGAGAUUGAUCUAUUUUCUUUCUUUUUUUUUAAUGCACAGAAUAAAUUUCGAAGAAGGCUCUUAUUGCAAAGUGCUUAGACCAAUGAAAGUAAUAAAUUAUAGGAAAUGUAUAGGGGGCCUAAUUUUGAACUGAUGGGGAGUACCCACUUCUACUAGGCGUAUCUGCUACUUAUUAAAGUCAGUUUUCACCUUUGAUGAUCACGCUGUUGCUCACUUCCCGGUGUGCUGAAAAUUACACGAAAAAAAAACUUUCAAGUUACACACCUUAGAAAUCACUGGAUUUUUAAAUAGGACAUUGAUUUUGAGAUAUAAAUGUUAAAGAAUCAGUUUGUUUAUUUUCUUUUCAAUGAAACAUCAUUAAUAUAAGCUAAAGGUUCUAAAUUCGGUCAUUGUACUUCUCCUUCAAGGUUUUUGCGAAUCCCCUCCUAGAAUUAUCUCAACUUGCUACUACGACUAUUCCUCAGACAAUGAGGACACUACUUCCCUAAGCCUUCCAGGCUGGAAGCAUCUUCCCUUCAACACAUCAUGGCCAAAUGCUUUAGAAAUGUGCCCGAAACCUUGGCGAUACCAAACAGCAGCAGAACUUCGCAACUAUCCUGUCCAGGCGGCAUACAAUUCAUAUGAAGGGGGUGGUUAUGCAGCUGUUAUGGGAUAUGACGAAACCACUGCACAAGGUGUCCUCGAUGAAACUAUUGGCCACGGUUGGCUUGAUCGCCAGACUCGAGCUGUAAUUCUAGAGUUUGCUGUUUUCAAUGUCAAUACAAACUUGAUUAGCGUCGCCACAUACUUUUACGAGGCCUUAGCUACUGGUGCAGCCUACACUACAAGGAGAAUUGAAACACUGGAGUUGUACAGCACUGAGUCAGGAGCUUUGAUGUUUUUCUUAAUUGGCCAGUUUCUGUUCAUGGCAAUGGUUCUCUUUUACUUCAUAGUUAUGUUAGUUCACCUUUAUCGACAACGCUUCGGGUUCUUCAAGUCUGUUUGGAACAUGGUAGAUUUCUUCUUGAUAAUUUUCUCUGUAGCAUCUGUAGCAUUCUACAUGAUUAGAGCUAAAAGCGUUUUGAACACUAUCAAAUCUAUUCAAUCAAAUCCAUAUGAAGUCAUGCAUUUCCACACAGCCUUGGAUUGGCUUAACCUUGAAAAUAUUUCUAUUGCUGUUGCUAUUUUCAUGGUGACAGUCAAGCUUCUGAAUCUAAUUCGUUUUAAUCCACAUGUGAUAUACUUGUUUUCAUCUUUUCGGCAGUCUGUAGGCUAUCAACUCUCGUAUAUGUUCUUCUUUCUAAUCGUGUUUAAUGCAUUUGUCGUAACGGGUAUGCAGUUAUUUGGUGGUAUAGUCCUUGAGUAUUCUAGUUAUCUUAAUGCUGUAAUGUCACAAUUCGAAUUCCUGUUAGGAAAAGCGGUUCCGUUACAUGCUCUGCGGAGCGACAAACCCUUUAUUGGUCCUACGUUUGCGUUUUUGUUCUGUCUGUCCACUACUAUUUUCCUAAUGAAUAUGUUAGUUUCUGUACUCAAUGAUUCCUAUAGUGACGCCAAAGCAAACGCCGAGGAAAGCGCAGAAGAGCUUGAAAUGGCGCGCUUCAUUGAAGAACGUGUAAAGGAAAUGUUUCAUGAAGGGAGCAGUGGGACAGAAUUUAGGUUAUUUUGUGAUGAGACAACUAUUGUUAACAUGUGCCUUUCUGAAGCAGAGCCCUUCUGUUUGAAUUCUGAAGCUAUUGUUCGGAGCACAGAGUUACGAAUGGAAAACGUGGAGAAAAGACUGUCUGCUCUCAUUAAACGAACAGAAAGCAUGGAAGCUGACCUCUUACAGGAGAAAAAUGACUUUAUGAAUCUCCUGCACACAAUAGCAUAUUCUUUUGAACACGUUCCAGACAGACAAUCAUAG